GCAGUUCUAUGGAAAAUUCAUAAAACGUAUCGUUCAUUGACUGUCUCUCCGUUUUUCCUUUCUUAUACAUUUUCCUUCUCUCCGAAGGAACUCCAGGAAAUCCUAAAAAUUGCAAUUUUGUCGUAUUUUUGUGGAAAAUUUAAUAGGGAAAGUGUUUGGGGUGAAAAUUGUGCGUUGGUACCUGAUGAAUGGUUAGGGUGAAGUGGAGAUUUUUGGAGGAUUUUUUGUUGGGUGAUAAAGUGUAAAAAUUACACCGGUCUAUGGGAAAUAAUGUAAACAAUGUAUUUAACUCUCUCCCACCAAUGUAAUGCUGCCAUAAGGUGUGAGUGAGGCAGAAAUGGGUAUGUUGGGUGAGUUUGAAAGCGCAGAACUUCGAUCCCACUUUGGGUGAAAAUGAACGUGUGACUGUGGAGCAUCUCACGGAUUAGUUCGUCGUGGGGAGACUCUAGGGUACCGAAGGUAACGAUAGACUAUUCGGGUACCCAGUUGCAAGUGACAAGUGCAUAUCGACGGACCAGGGCUCCCACAGUGCGAGAACCGUCGCGCGUUCCAAAGUGUCGCAAUGACGUGAAAAUUCCAUUGAGUGAGCUCGAAAAUAAAGUUAAAAUAUUGAGUGAAUGUUGUGUGAGGAAAAGAAUCAAAGAAAUUUCCCUCUGUGUUGUGUAAAAAAUGUUCUCCAGUCAACAUUAUUAGACAAAAAUGUUGUAUUUGGAUUAAGUGAGAAGACGGUGCAAUAAAGAGAAACUUUUCUGUCUGCAACAAAAACUCCCAUUCGGAUAAAUCACAAAAAAGGUGGAAAGAGGAAGAAGGAAGGGGGAGUGGUACAAUCGAUUCCCCAGGAGGAUUUUUCACCUGUCGCUGCACUCACAGAGGCGCACCCAGCUAGGAUAAAUGUGACGGGAUGUAUGGGUUGUGCUGAGUUGUGGGUGAUAAUUGCACACAUGGUGAUUGUUGAAGUGUAAGAGACGUGACAAGGGCUGUUUUAGUGUGCAGGAAAAGUCGGAAAAUUCCUCAAUUUCCAAUUGAAAAAGUGUGUGUAUGUGUGUGUGAUCCAGUGACUUGUGGAAAAUGGUUGAAUCGGGAAUGAGAAAUAAUCCCGCAACAUCGACGGGUUCACGCUGUGGUGUCCUCGAAACACGCGUACGUGGGGCCUGGUAUCGUGUUAUGGUAACAUUGGAAGCCGAUUAUCUCUCCGUGAGUCUCGAUGAAUCCUGCGAUCCAAUUGACCACUCAACUACUCUCAAUGGAACCCUUGGGAGCAAUCAUAGUGGAAAUAAUGAAUCGGGUGGUUCACUACCAUCAUCUGCUGGACCUUCCCUUAAUUCGGAUGAUCUCAACAGUGGUGAACAUUUACUGAACAAUAACAAUCCACUGGAGAAUGGUGUUGCGGAAGUUUGCGAUGUACCUGAUCAUGUGGCGAAUCAAAAGCGACACGUACGUGUGAUAAAAUCAGACAACAAUGGUUUGGGUAUUUCAAUAAAGGGCGGCCGGGAAAAUCGUAUGCCAAUUCUUAUAUCAAAGAUUUUCCGUGGCAUGGCGGCCGAUAAUGCCAAAGGACUGUACGUGGGUGAUGCCAUUUUAUCUGUGAAUGGGGAAGAAUUGCGAGAUGCCACACACGAUGAAGCUGUCAGGGCGCUCAAGAGGGCAGGAAGAGUCGUCGAUCUUGAAGUAAAAUUCCUUCGGGAAGUUACGCCAUACUUCCGGAAAGCGAGUAUUAUUUCCGAAGUUGGUUGGGAACUUCAAAGGGCUUUCCUUUGUCCACUCGGUCCGGGUGCUAUUUCUUCACCACCAGCUCCAAGGAGUCCACCACGUGCCGAUACGCGCUACAUUCCUCUUCAACUAACACAUCUGGCGAGGAAUCUCAAACAUCCAGAUCCAGAAAAUCGCUGCAUAGAAUUACAUUCACCCGAUGGGAUUCAUUCUUGUGUUUUGCGUGCAUCGGAUUCACAAGAAGCACUAGCAUGGUUCAAUGCUCUGCAUUCAACAAUGGCGAGGAGUACUCAGUGUGCUCUCGUGGAGGCAAAUCGGUCAUUAGCUAGUAUCAUUGGGGAACUAAAGUACAUCGGAUGGCUCAGCAGAAGAAUUGGUUGUGAACAAAAUGGACGGUCGAGUUCAGAGAGCUCUGAUGACACAGACAGAUGGCAACCUGUAUUUGUUGCAGUCACAGACCGGGAGCUUAGGAUAUACGAGAGUGCACCGUGGUCCAUUGAAGCAUGGAGUCGACCACUGGAAUGCUGUGCCCUUGCGUCCACACGGCUUGCCGGUGCCGGAAAUUCAUCAUCGGUUAAUUCAAAUAGUGCGGCACAUCAGAGUACGGUAUUUUGCGUACGAUGUGGGACAGCGAGGGGUGUCAUCAGUCAUUGGCUGCGUGCAGAGACGCACCGGGAUAUGGCGGCAUGGGCACGAGCUCUGGUCCAGGGUAGUCACAAUGCCGUGAACUACCAGCGGGAAUUCUCAUUUCGGUGCCUCUAUCAGGGUCGUCCGUGCCAAUUGAUUGUGCAUCUGGAUCGUGGAUUCUCCCUACUUGAGGGUGGUAUUGGGCCAUCGAGUAAAGCAAUAUGGUGUCAUCCCUUCGAUCGACUCAAAGCUUCAGCCGAUGAUGGGAUUCGUUGCCUCUUUUUGGACUUUGGUGCAGACGACGGGGAAAUUGUAAGUAAUGAUUUUUCUUCCGUUUUCCCUUCCCUCGUUUUUCCACUGAGUGGAAAAAAAUUCAAUUUAUCUGCCCACUUGAGAACAUUUUUUUUGUGAGAAAAAGAAGCAAAAAAAAAAACUUUUUCUUCUCCUGUGCACAAAAAAAAGGAAUUGGACAUGGAAUGCUGCCCAAAACCCGUGGUUUUCGUUCUCCAUAACUGUCUCUCGGCAAAAGUGCACUCACUGUCGUAACUUCAACUACACACCGGUGGAAUUUUCAUUGAGUGUACUUUCAGCAGCGAAGCAAACUCCAAAACUAUUUUCACGACACGAUGGGAAAGUUCCACAUAUAAAAAUUUUUAACUCGACAUUUCACGUGCAAUUUGUUGAUUUUUUUUUCGUGCAAAACAAACUUUUUUUUCUAUAUAUGAAAAGAACCUUUUGUCAUGCACGAGAAAAUCUUCCAAUCUCUCCUUUAACUUUACAGAUUGUUCGCAUAUAGCAAACUAUAUAUGAAGAGAAAGAGAGAGAGAGAGCACAGAAAAAUGUGCAACUUUUGCAAUUUUCCCCGAAUUGAGAUUCUCAAGAGAAAAUUGAAUAGAGAGGAGACGCAUAAAAGUCUCCAAUAUUUUUGUACACAGCAUAAAAAAAAAGAAAGAGAAAAGCUACAUAAUGUUUAGCUCGAUGUUUAAGGGUGAAGAAGAAACAAAUUGAGUGCUUUCUUCAAUGAAGGAGGAAAUUCAUUUGUCCAUUUUUGUAUAUUGAAAUGAUGAUAAGUUCCACCCCCGCCUCCGCCUGACCUUUAACCCCCCUCAAAGAAUAAAAGUUUUCCUCAUAUUUGAACAAUUUGUUGAACGCACAAAAUAUUUUUGUUAAUAUCAAAAGAAAAAUCUUCUAUUAAUCCAAUAGAACAUUUUUAAAAUAAUUAAUAAUUAAUUAAAAUAUUUUUGUUGAGAAUUUUUUACAUUAAAAAAAAUCGCUGUGUAUGGAAAAGUAAUGGAAGUAGAGCGAAUUGUGAUAAUAAAUAAAAAUUAAUUAUAGUUUUACGUAAAUUUUAAGCGAUAGAUGGUAAAUAUUCUCUUUGUUUCUCAUAUAGUUAAUCAGACUGCUACAUAGAGAUGUGUUAUGAGCCCGGUUUUGAAGGGAGAGACAAUGAGAAAAAAUCAAGGGGCUACUCAAUAGUAAUGAUUUAGGCUGAAAAGAAAACCUAAUUUUUAAAAUAUAUUAAUUUAAGAAUUUUUAUUUUUUUUAUGCGAAAGAAAUUAAAUUAAAAAAACAUUGCUGAAAAAUUAAACUAAAUUAAAUUUUGCGAAUAAAUGUUAAAUUUUUGCGAAUAUUCAUUUUAUUCUUAGAAUAUUAAUUAGAGAAUAUUCUUUUUAAUUUUAAUAAUUCUCUUUAAAAUCUUGCAAACUAAACCUAUAAUGAUGAGGACGUUUAUUUAUUUAAAUUUGCGGGUCUUAAAUUAUUUGUAGAAUAUUUAUCUAAAUAUUCGUUUCUUUUUUACGAGUAUUCGUUUAAUUUAGACAAAAAAAAAGAUUUACGAAUAUAUUCGUUUAAUGUUGUAAGUAUUCGUUGAAUAUUACGAAUACUUGUUUGAUUUUAAGAAUAUUUAUUAAACUUUUCAAAACAAGAUUUUCAGCAAUUGUUGUUUUAUCUGAAGAAUUUUUUUUAAAUUAAGAGAAUAUUCGUGGAAUUUUUAGAAAAUCAUUUUAAUUUUGAGAACCUUCGUUUCUUUACCAGUAUUCGUCAAAAUUUUGAAAUUGGUAUUCUUUUAAUAUUGAGCAUAUUCGUUAAAUUUUGAAAAAAAAAUAGGUUUAUAAGAAUAUUCCUACAAUUUAGAGAAUAUUAGUUUGAAUUUUUUAAUUAUUCAUUUUGCGAGUAUUCGUUUACUUUAAGGAAUUUUUAAUACUUCUUGCAAAUAACGGCUGUAUGGAUGCGGAAGGAUUUCAACUAUAAAAUUUAAAAGGAAAAGAAUAGAAAUAUAGAGAACGAUUCGUUUAAAUUGGUGUGUAUUCCUUUAAUUUAGAGAAUAUUUGUUUAUUUUUUCGAAAAAAAAAAUUAAUUAGAGUUUCAAUACCUUAAGAGAAAAAAUCGAAUAGUUUACAAGUAUAUUCGUUAAAUUUUGACAAAAAUCGUAUACUUUAGAGAAUAUUUUGUUUUAUUUGGCAAAUAUUCGAUUAGUUUUGCUAGUUUUUUUUUUAAAUACAAAAUAAAGUUGUUUUUUAUCUUUAUCUUUUAAUGAGUUUUUGAAAUUAUUUAAGUUUAGGAUUAUGAGAAUAUAUUAUAAUAAGAGGAGCCAUCCCUUUGCCACUUUCGGUGCAUUCUAAGCAUUAGUUGGUUACCCCUUGCAUUGGGAAAAUUUUAUUAAUUUUGAUAAUAUUCAUUUAAUUUAUUAUUUUUCGACAAUAUUUGUUUUAUUUAGUGAAUAUUUUUCUUAAUACUUAGAUAGGGAUUAAUAUUACUAAUCCAAUAGAAGUUCGUUUUUUUAUUGUUUUAUUUGGAAGAUUUUGAAAAAAAAAAUUUUUUUCAAAUUGAAUUUUUAUAGCUUCUUAAACAAUUCUUAAUAAUUCUUUUGAGUUUUUAUUAAGAAAAACUUUAUAUUGAAACAUUAACCAAAAUCUUUACCAAAGUUAAUUUCAAAUUCAUUCUCUGUUUUUUUAAAAUUAUUUUAGUGGAAAUUGGGGAUUUUUUUGGGACGCUCUAAAUGGCAAAAUUUCGAUAUUAAUCGAUUUAUUAAUCAAUUUUUUCUUUUGACUAAUUUGUAGUGUUUUGAAUGUCCCAGAAAAGUUCUAAAAUUGAUCUAUGGGAGACUAUUUCUCCAAUUUUCUUUUAAAUAAUCAAUAUUAAUUCUUGGAUUAAUUAAAAAGUAUUGAGUAGUCCCAUAUACAGUGAUACUUCACAGUAUUACGUCGAUUAAACAUCUUGAUAAAUAACGUUAAAAGCUGAAGACCUCAAGCAAGAACUUUUUAUGUACUGCGAAACAUCACAGUGUCAAUGAAAAAGAAAAAAAACCUUCAAAACCUUUUAAAAAAAGAAAACUUACCUAAUAUAAACUAAAUGAAUUUGUGAAUAAAAACUGAAUCAAUAUUAGCAUAUCCAAAAGGAAAAUGAAAAAAAAAACUCUAGCUGAUAAAACUUUAUCAUUAAUGGCGGGAUUUUCUAUGAGAACAAUAUUCUUCAAUGCGGAGGGAUUUGCUGUACAUAUACAUAUGAAAAGCAUAUAUACUAGAGAAGUGCAUGUAACAAAGAAAUGGACCGAAGUUAAAUGAUAAAUUGCAUCAAGAGAUUAUUGUCUCCCCCUUUCCCCCCUUUUCAGCAAACCCAUCAAAUUGGUAAUAUAUAAUAGAACAUAAUAUAUAUCAUCAAUAAAUCUUCAUAUCUAUUAACGUGAGAUUUUGGAAGAUAUAAUACAUACAUAAAUAGAAACAUAAAUAAAUCAAAGUUUAGCAUCUUUAUAGAUUCAAUAAUCAAAUCUCAGCAUAAUAAAAUAUAUAUUAUUAUAGAGAUUAGAUUUUAUUUAUAGGUAGAAAAGGAAACAAGAAAAAACCCUUAUAUAAUGCAAUUUUACUAAAAUGAAUGAUUAAAAGGAAAACAAAACAUAUAGACUAAUUUUAGCUAUAUAUACUAAUAUUUUUCCUCUGAAAGAGUCUUAUUCAAAAUACAUGGAGUUAGUUUCUGAGGUGAAAGGAAUUUUUGAUUUUAAAUUAUUGUAGAGUGUUGUUGAAGGUUCAAGUAAAGUGUGGUUAUUCCUGGAAAAUGUAAAAAAUUUCUCAUCAAAGAUGCUCUAGAAUAAUUUAAGAAAAAAUUCCUUUACAACUUUAGGGCCAACUCCAUUGAACAAUAAACUCUUACAAUGGAGCGAAGAAAAACAAGAACAUAUUCAUUAGUUAGGUGAAAAAUGAAUGAAGAGAUGUCUUUGUAGUCCAAGAAAAACUUAAGAAAAAAAAACUAAAGCCCAAUAGAAUGAGAAGAAGAAAUGGAGGAAUCUGUCAAUAUAUUAUUAAGUUUUAAUAAAUGUGGGAAAAGUUGGAAAAUUA
Messenger RNA from Lutzomyia longipalpis, 6668 nucleotides. It is a transcript of the gene Syn1, whose product is annotated as beta-1-syntrophin. Gene Ontology annotation, cellular component: intracellular anatomical structure; dystrophin-associated glycoprotein complex. The coding region runs from base 1069 to 2748 and encodes 559 amino acids. The record is from RefSeq and is a predicted model, not a curated record. The transcript is spliced from 10 exons. NCBI's taxonomy places the organism in Eukaryota, Metazoa, Arthropoda, Insecta, Diptera, Psychodidae. Gene Ontology annotation, molecular function: protein binding; structural molecule activity.